UGCCUCCUCAUCGUCUUCAGCAAGGACGAGUUCCCUGAGGUCUACGUGCCCACUGUCUUCGAGAACUACGUGGCAGAUAUCGAGGUGGAUGGCAAGCAGGUGGAGCUGGCCCUGUGGGACACAGCUGGGCAGGAGGACUAUGACCGCCUGCGCCCCCUUUCCUACCCGGACACUGAUGUCAUCCUCAUGUGCUUCUCUGUGGACAGCCCGGACUCGCUGGAGAACAUCCCGGAGAAGUGGGUGCCUGAAGUCAAGCACUUCUGCCCCAACGUCCCCAUCAUCCUGGUGGCCAACAAGAAGGACCUGCGCAACGACGAGCACGUGCGCAAUGAGCUGGCCCGCAUGAAGCAGGAGCCGGUGCGCACCGAGGAUGGCCGCGCCAUGGCCAUCCGCAUCCAGGCCUAUGACUACCUGGAAUGCUCAGCCAAGACCAAGGAGGGUGUCCGGGAGGUCUUCGAGACCGCCACCCGGGCAGCCUUGCAGAAGCGCUACGGCACCCAGAAUGGCUGCAUCAACUGCUGCAAAGUCCUAUAGGGUGCAGCCGGAGCGCGGCGCUGGUCACAGCGCCUGGGUCACCUGUUGGCAGGCGGAGAGGAGCUGGGUUAUGCACGCACACGGCAUCUGCCUGUCACCCCUGCUGGGGGCUGGCGAUGAAUCGGGGUGGGGGCUGAGGGAGGGGGUGUGCUCCCUUUGCCUUGGCUGAAAAGGGGUGUGCUGGCUCAGCCGUGGGGACAGAGGGAGGGGGGGAUUGCAUGCCCUGUGUCUUGGGAGUAAAGUGGGGAGAAGCCUUCUCCCACCACUGGCCCCUGUGAGUUAGUUACAGACUCUCAACAACAGAAAAGCUGCUGAGACUGGACUGAGCAAACAUUGCACCCGGCUCUUCCCCUCUGCCCGCCGCCUGCUGCUCCCAGCUCCCAGCCAGCCUCCUCUCUUUUGCAAGAGGAAAGCGGUGGAGCUGAGAUGCUCGAAGGGACUUCUGCCUCCUGCCUGCAUGUGCCUCCUCCCAGGUGUGCUGGGGAAGGAGGCUGCAUCUCCUGGGCUGCCUGCAGCAUCCCUGCCUCUCCCGCAGAUGUUUCGGCCUGAGCCUGACCUGCUGUGGAAGUUAGUGCCCUGAAGAUCGAGACUGGGAGGGGAGGGUCGUCCCAAGCAAAGCCUGUAUAUAUCUUACCUUUUCUGUCUUGUGCAAACUUGGGGUAGUGCAGGGGGUGCUUAUUUAAAGUGAGGUGGGGAGGGGGUGCCAGCGGGGACUUGUGUUGUGCAAAGGAACUCGCCCUGAGUGACUGAUGCCUGCUGAUAACACGAGCCUUGGACUGACUCCAGCUGCAGAAGCCACCUGGCUGGAAAGUAAAGCUGAACUGCUCUGUCCUCCUUGCUGGACAUCCUCCUCCUGACGGACGGGGCAGGAUGAGCAAGGGGGAAGGGGAUGAUAUUGCCAUACUAUGCUCUUGGUGCCUGCUCCUUCCUUUAGUGUUGUCUUCUGCAAGUAUGUUG
This is a messenger RNA of Tauraco erythrolophus (red-crested turaco), 1491 nucleotides long. Its product is annotated as rho-related GTP-binding protein RhoB. Lineage: Eukaryota; Metazoa; Chordata; Aves; Musophagiformes; Musophagidae. Gene Ontology annotation, biological process: small GTPase-mediated signal transduction. Gene Ontology annotation, molecular function: GTPase activity; GTP binding. The record is from RefSeq and is a predicted model, not a curated record.